Molecule: messenger RNA, 849 nt
Organism: Diaporthe citri
Lineage: Eukaryota; Fungi; Ascomycota; Sordariomycetes; Diaporthales; Diaporthaceae
Exons: 1
Coding region: 1-849 (282 amino acids)
Molecular function (GO): ATP binding; nucleic acid binding
Source: RefSeq, a predicted model, not a curated record
AUGCCGCAGGAUUUCCACGAGCACCUCCAUGCAAGCCUCCUAAAGAAUAUCAUGCGGAGUGGACCCGUGCUGCGCGGCAUGCCAGUCUAUGACCGAACAUUCGACGCGGUCCGGUCGGGCAGGAACCUUUUCAUGAAGUCGGCACUCCCAGCCCGAUCGCUGCAAUACCUAUUACCUGUCAUCCAAACCAUCCUCGAUUUCGGGGUCUGGAGGCGCAGGCGCAAGGUCAAGGCCGAUGAUCAGCUGCCGUUCCGUCCUUCAACACUACUGGUCCUAUGCCCCACUCUAGGAGGCGCCCAACACGUGCUGACGAUGGGCACAAGGCUCAUAGGAGGCCACGAUGCUGGAGUGGACAUGAUGGUUUUGAGUGACCCUACUGCCAAGCAAAUGAAUGCGUUUAGGAUCCGAGGACCCAACAUUCUCAUGUCCACGCCGGAAUGCAUACUCCAAUGGCUUGCGCUGCCCCAUGCCAAGAUACCCCUAAACGAAGCGCUGCAGGACGUGCAAACGCUUGUCAUCGAUGGCCUAGCAUCUUCUCUACGACAGGAGGAAUUCCUCGAGUUGCUCAAGGAAGUCAUGAAAGAUCUUCCCUUGCACAAGAAGACUCAGCGCGUGAUCAUUUCUGACGACCAUGAUCCGCAGCUUGACGAGCGUCUGACAAGCCUGGUCCUGCACGGUGGUAACGAGCUCGUCCAAGAGCCGCGGCUGGAAGAGAUCAUGGAGAUGAAACGAGCGCAAGACAAGAAGAGGCAGCAGAGGGAAAAGUCCCGACGAGGAGCCAAGAGAGGGAAGGGAAGACGGUCGCGUCCCAAGAAGCGGGGUGUCGGAAAAGCCAAUGAGAGGUUCUAG